AUGAGCCGGCCAACCUUGAACUUUCUCCGCCCAUACCUUCAUCAGGCUAGUCGCUCCAUCAGACCGGAACACGCGCGAGCAUAUCUCUCUGUUCAGCGGCGCUUUGUUCAGAGCCUAGCCGCCGAUGCAUAUACUGGCCCACAUGAUGUAGAGAAGCAGAAGCGCUUGGAGCACCUGGGCAAGGUGAAGCCGUUGGACGAUUAUCACCCUAGGCUGGCUUAUUCCGCGGAUGCGCAAAACUUAUCGAUACGUGAUUUUAAUGCCAAGUACGAUGGCAUCCAAGAAACAACUCCUGAUCGUGUGUCUGUGUUUGGAAGGGUGCGCUCAGUGCGACUGCUUGGCUCUAAGCUAAUGUUCCUCGAUAUUGAACGUGAUACACAGCGAUUGCAGGUCAUGGUAGAGCUGAAGAAGCUCACACCUCAAGACAGCCUUGAUGAGAACUUUAAGAAUUUCAAGAAAGUCGCCCGGGUUGGUGACUGGGUGUCCAUCAACGGUAACCCUACAAAGACAUCGAGUGGACAGCUCUCAAUUCUCGCCCUCGACGUACCCCAGAUUCUCGCGCCAUGCCUUCAUCACCUCCCAGAGAGGGUUGACGAUGCCGAGACACUUGCGCGACGACCACACAUUCACGCGCUCACAAGCGACGAGCCUGGCGAUGUCCUUCGUCUCCGGGCGCUGAUCUAUGACUACGUGCGCACGUACUUCAUACAGAGCGGCUUUUUGGAAGUGGAGACACCCAUGUUCGACGUUAACGCUGGAGGUGCUAUCGCACGACCCUUUGAGACUGUCGCAAAUGAGCUAUCCAAUACUCCUAUUAGGCUCAGGAUAGCACCUGAGCUCAACCUGAAGCGGCUGAUUGUUGGAGGACAGGAUAAGAUCUUCGAGAUUGGACGUGCCUUCAGAAAUGAAGGUGUGGACAACACCCAUAACCCAGAAUUCUCAACUUGCGAAUUCUACGAAGUUGGCGCGAACCUGCACACAGUCGUCGCCAGGACAGAGCAACUGGUACACGGUCUUCAUACCGCGAUUGAGUCAUUGAGGUCCACGUACUUCCCUACCCUAGCGUCGCCGGAGGAUAUCGAUUUCGCACAGCCUUUUGCUCAAUUGCCCUUCAUACCCACAAUCGAGCAAGCUUGUGGUUGCAAGCUACCUGAUCUAUCAUCAUCGGAAGCUUCCGACAAGCUGUUACAGCUAUUUGGUGAGCUGGACCUCGUCAUCCCGCCCAAUCCCACUCUUCCACGUCUUCUUGAUACUCUCGCGGAGAUCUACAUCGAACCUCUCUGUAAAAACCCUACAUUCAUCACCCAACACCCGGAAGCACUUUCUCCCCUCUCAAAGUCAUACAUUGACGAGGUCACUGGACAACGUGUCGCAUCUCGUGUGGAGCUCUUCAUCCACGGCCGCGAAUAUGUCAACGCAUACGAAGAAGAAAACUCGCCGUUCGAACAGCGUCGCAAGUUCAUUCAACAGCGUGACUUCCAUCCCGAGGGUGAGGGCGCCAUCGACGAGAGUUAUCUCGAGGCAUUGGAAUGGGGUAUGCCGCCGACUGGUGGCUGGGGGUGUGGGUUGGACAGACUGGUCAUGCUGUUCGCUAGUAAGAAAAGGAUCGCCGACGUGUUGCCUUUUGGCACCUUGCGAAACGUUGUUAGUAUUGCUAAGACGACGUGA
This is a messenger RNA of Alternaria arborescens, 1668 nucleotides long. RefSeq lists its product as hypothetical. Bases 1 to 1668 code for a protein of 555 amino acids. Gene Ontology annotation, molecular function: tRNA binding; lysine-tRNA ligase activity; ATP binding. Lineage: Eukaryota; Fungi; Ascomycota; Dothideomycetes; Pleosporales; Pleosporaceae. The transcript has 3 exons. Gene Ontology annotation, cellular component: cytoplasm; mitochondrion. Gene Ontology annotation, biological process: mitochondrial lysyl-tRNA aminoacylation. The record is from RefSeq and is a predicted model, not a curated record.